AUGGCUACUCUCGAAAGCCUCCCGCUCGAGAUCCAGAAGAGGAUCUUGUGCAACCUUGACAAGGCGGCGGAUGUCCUCAAAAUGUGCACCCUGUCUCGUACCAUGUACCAGGCCGCUUUCCCGGUCUCCAAGCAGAUCGUCGAAUCCAAACUUGGUGUCGACGUCGUUUCCAAGGUCUUCCCUGAUGUCCUGGCUGUCGUCAUGUUCCCUGUCGUCGACAUGUCGGCCAUUCCCGAGGCGCAGAAGGCCAUCAUGGAAGAGCAUCUGAUGAAGUGGAAGAAUGGAGACCUCAUUGGAGUUGCCACUGAAAACGACCAGAAUAAUGCUUCUCGCUACCUUUACAUGGUCGUCGUCCCUUUCACUGAGGACUAUGGAAGAAUGGCCUUGGACCUAGACCUUUCCAGCUACCCCGUCCACGGCGAAGCACUGGGCCACAAGCGUCUUCCCAGAACGUCUAGCAUCUUUUACAAUCCUCGCUCCAAGGUCCCGAUCUUCAGCGCCGAAGAGCACAUCAGACUCAUUCGUGCCUUUUCCCGCUUCGAUCUGUUCAGCAAGGUCAUCAAGGCUCGUUCUGGCCCGCAGCUUUGGACCAUGACCGAGCAGGAGCAGCUUCUGGCUACCUUCUUCGACGCCUGGGAGGUGGAGGAGAUCCUUUGCGUCCAGCAGUAUGUCAUGGACGCUCACGUCAUGCUCUGGCGGGAGCACAUGAUCUCUGUGUCUCGCAAACUCUCCGUUGCUUCUGCCGUGCGCCCUUCAGUCGGUACGCGGUCGGCCCGACCCAGCAGCACGAACCCUCAUGUUGAGACGUUCGAAUGGUUCAAGCUUUGUUUUGACGAAGGAGAGCACACCCAGACCAGUGACCAUGUCAAGAACCUCUAUCGACUCAGACAGAUGCCCGACGGCCCGAAGCCAGGUCCUCUUAUCCAGGAAAUCCAGUUCCUCGACAUCGAGACGCAGUCGACUUUCGUCAAGCAGCUGGCCACCCUGGGACUCGGAGCCCUCAGAGAGUUCUUGGCCCCCGGUCGAAUGAACUACGACUUUUGGGUUCGACGCUUCUCUCCCAUCAUGCUCCACAACAUCUGCACCCCCGAGGAAGCAGAGUACUUUGGCAUCAGUAGCUGCAUGCUCUGGACUGAUAGAGCCUAUGGUUUGGAGGACCUUUCCGGUUCGAAUGCGUCCGGAGACGGUAACGGCGGCGACGUGGAGUCCGUCGCCAGCGAGGACAGCGAAAUCGAUCGUGCCGCUGUCGACCUCGGCCGAAACCCGUGCCUGUACGAGAACAAGGCCAACACCGCCUGGAAGGCCCUCAAGUUCUCCGCCAGUCACGCCAGAGAGGGCUACCGCCGCUGCGGCUGGGUCUUUUGGGACGACGACCGCCUCAAGAGGCGCCGCUUCUGGGCCUCGGACGAAGUGAAGGUCGACAAGGUCACGGCCAUAGAUCUGGACGCUGCCGAGAACAGGUGGAUCACCGAGCGUCUUAUCCCCGGCACCGUCGAGUUGUUUGACAAGCAGGACCUGUAUGAGGAGUUUGGACUUGCCGUGACCAGCAUGGCUGCGCGUAAGGAGGUCUACUUUCUGAUGCAAGUCUCCAAGGAGCUCGUGGCUGCGUUUGGCGACGACGAAUGGGACAGAUACGUCCAUCCGCUUUCCCGUGCGGAUGGUUCCAAUAUGCUCCCGCGAUCCUGGGACCUUUUGAUCAACGGCGAAGCUGGCGGUGACUUCUCUCUUCCCGCUGCCUUGCUGCCUAGUGUUAUCUGGGGUUAA
Molecule: messenger RNA, 1764 nt
Organism: Colletotrichum truncatum
Lineage: Eukaryota; Fungi; Ascomycota; Sordariomycetes; Glomerellales; Glomerellaceae
Source: RefSeq, a predicted model, not a curated record